Molecule: messenger RNA, 1617 nt
Organism: Parastagonospora nodorum SN15
Lineage: Eukaryota; Fungi; Ascomycota; Dothideomycetes; Pleosporales; Phaeosphaeriaceae
Exons: 2
Coding region: 1-1617 (538 amino acids)
Source: RefSeq, a predicted model, not a curated record
AUGAAGCAAAACACUUUGCUGAGCUUGGGUGCGCUCGUGGGCGCCGCGAAUGCACGUUGCGACCCUGGGAGUAUCCAGGCUGCACUUCCCAGCGGCGCAAGCGUAAACUUUGCUUACUCCCUCGCGGCCAACUCUACGUUCCAAGUACCAAACAGCACGACUGGGUACCCAGAGAACCCUCAGAAUCUUCCCAGUUUGUGCGCGGUGUCUGUGCAGGUCAACUCGAUCGGCAACUCAACGUACGGCUUUGGUCUUUUCUUGCCCGAUGAGUGGAACGAACGUUUUCUGGCCGUCGGCAACGGUGGUUUUGGUGGUGGCAUCAACUACCUUGAUAUGGGCGCGGGAGUACGUUACGGAUUCGCCGUGAUGUCGACAGAUACUGGCCAUAACUCUUCUCUUUUCGAUGGAUUGUGGGCUUAUCAACACCCGGAAAGAGUGGAAAACUGGGGACAUAUUGCUAUGCAUGGUUCUGUCGUUGCUGCGAAAGCCAUCACUGCUGCGUAUUAUGAACAAAAUGCUCACUACAGCUACUAUUCUGGAUGUUCAACUGGCGGUCGUCAGGGUCUGAAAGAAGCCGAAUUCUACCCCGAGGACUUUGACGGUAUCGUUGCUGGAGCACCUGCUUGGUGGACUGCGCACAUGCAACCCUGGACAGCCCGUGUCGCACUCUACAACUUGCCGGCGACUGCGGACUACCACAUUCCGCCUGCUCUCUUCUCCGUCCUCAACGCUGAAGUGAUCAAGCAAUGCGAUCCACAGGAUGGUCUUACCGAUGGCCUUGUAUCGGACCCGCAAGGUUGCAACUUCCGCCCCGAGGCUCUUCUUUGUGGUGCGGCUGCUGGCGCGAACAGCACGAAAUGCUUGACUGGCCCUCAAAUCGACACAGUGUACAACCUUUUCACCGACUAUAUCGGAGAGGGAAACAAGCUUAUUUUCCCGACAUUCUGGCUCAGCAGCGAAGGUCAACCUGCACUUAUCAGCGGCCCACCUAAUCCUUUGGGCUCGGACUAUGUCAAGUACUUCCUUGGCAAGGGCCCAUCAUGGAACUACACCGACUACACUGAUGACAUCAUUGCUUUGAGCGACUCCAUCAAUCCCGGCAAGGCUACUGUGGGCUUUGAUCUGUCCAAGUAUCAUGCGCGUGGUGGAAAGAUCUUGUCCUACCACGGAAUGAGCGAUGCCCUGAUUCCCACCGGCUCAACACCUUACUACUACAACCACAUCCUACGCACUCUCGCACCUGAGGGUAUCGACGUGGACUCUUUCUAUAAAUUCUUCCUGGUACCCGGUAUGGGGCAUUGUUCAGGUUCGCUACCUGGUGCACCGAACGCGCCUUGGUACUUUGCGGGACCCAACCAACAGCCUGUUGUUGGUAGCACCGUCUAUAGUACGCCAGGAUUUGAGAACAAGGAGCACGAUGUGUUGAUGGCAAUGAUGGCAUGGGUAGAGGAGGGAGAAGUUCCAGAAUACGUCGUUGGAACCAAAUACGCGAACGACACUGCUGCGAACGCGGUAACAAGGCAAAGACCGCUUUGCAUGUACCCCAAGCAGGCACAGUACACAGGCGAAGGAGAUGUCGAUGAUGCUAAGAACUGGGAGUGCAGCGGCCUGUACUAG